Molecule: messenger RNA, 2934 nt
Organism: Mauremys mutica (yellowpond turtle)
Lineage: Eukaryota; Metazoa; Chordata; Testudines; Geoemydidae
Product: maestro heat-like repeat family member 5
Exons: 17
Coding region: 143-2404 (753 amino acids)
Cellular component (GO): cytoplasm
Source: RefSeq, a predicted model, not a curated record
UUCAGCAUUCUUGCCCUGCCUUCAGUCUGCCAACUGGCUUGGUUGACAACGGCUGGUGACCCAAGGAGCUGCUGAUAGACGCGUACUAGCCAUCUCUCAACAACUUCUUGAAUCAGCUAUUUCCACAGGUGUUCGAAAGAAGAUGAGUUUUUACAGAAGGCUUCGUUCCUUUUUCCAAAGACUCGCCUCUAGGGAGCACAGAGAGAUCCAUGUGCACAAAGUGCUUGUCCAACCUGUAGCAAUGGGGGCAUGCUCUGACAUUAGCCAGCAAGAACAAGCCUUGCCAGAGAAGCCCCAGAGAAGGAAAUGUUCAUGGUCCAUCCUGUCAGGCAUGAAAAGACUUUGUGUCUGUAGCCAAUCUGACACCUCGAUGGCAGACAGGGAUGAGGAGAGAACAAUUUCCUCACAAAGAAGGUGGAGGCACUUGUCCCGGAAGAAGAUAGCAGCUGAGAACCAGGUGGAGUCAGAGGAGGUGAAGCUGCAGGAGGAUACAGGGAAAGUUGAACUGGAUCCUACAGGGAUGAAGAAGGAGGCGUCGGAGUCGCAGGGGAAGUGGGAAGAAGGGAGCCCAGAAGAGCAGGAAGAAGAGCGCACUCCCACCCCCUCAUUACCAAGCACCUCCCAUAUGACCAUGACCCCCGGGGAGCAGCUUCCCUCAGCCCAGCUCCAAGCCCUGCUGAUGAGAGCUGUGAAGGGUCUGACGACACCCACCCUGGAGCGAUUUCAAGCCGCCGAGGAAGAGCUGAGGACCAUCGUAUCUCUACACGGAGACAAGAUGGAGAGAGUUGGAGACGUCGUGGGACGUAUCUUAAUCUGGCUGGACAACGUCUGUCAUCCCAGAGCCAGAAAAGCAGCGCUGAGGGCCACAGCCUUGCUGGCUCGUUCCCACCCCCAGGACGUGGUUCUGAGCUGUGUGGCACACACGCUGUCCUCGGACAGAUGUGCCAUUGAGCUGUGGAAGGCCUUGGGGGAAGAACCACGGCUCCCCAGGGAGGUGCUGCAGCAGCUGCUGGACAAGCUCCAGCAGAGACGCCGGGAGGAGAAGAGCGGCAAUGUGUCCCUGGCUGCAAUGAGGACCAUUUACGAGGUCCUUUUCCUAUGGAGAUACCGAGAAGCCAUCCUGGAAAUGUAUCCCCAGAUGCUCAUCCUCUGCAUCAGGCAAGUGCAGUAUGUGAUGGAUCUGCACUUGCCAGGGACCUACAUGGCCAGCAUGACAUCCAGCCCCGAGGAGGGAUCCAGCUGCCUCAACCCCCUAAGCACGUCGGUGGAGGCUGUGAAGACUCUUUUUUCCAUGCCCGGAUACUGGAAGGAAUUUGCCAGCAUCCAAUUUCAGCAGGGUUGGGACAUGAUAUCUUCACGAUAUUACUAUUCGCAGGGUGUUGGCCUGAUUGCAAGAGCCAUGAUAGAGUUUGAGAACCCUCAGCUCCCUGCCGUCUUCAGAGAAGCCGUCACCAUUGUCCAAAGGGAGAAGGAGGAGGAGCAGAGAAAUAUUGCCAUGACUUUCUGCACUGAGUUUCUCCAGAGUCCUUCCAUUGAGACAAUAAUGACAAAAUCAGAGCUCCAGGCGCAGCUCAUGGAAUGGACCCAAGAUAAAAAUCCCAUUGUACGUCGGCUCAGUCUGCGAGGCCUUGGCAGUAUUGUGCUCCAGCCAAAAAAGGUGCAAUCGUUACGGGCCCAGCUGCCAGCGAUCAUGGACAUGUUCUGUGACAAGGACGGAGUGCGUGUCAUGGGGGCCAUGCAUCAAGCUGGACACAUCAUCUACCUCCUGAAUGGGGAGGGGCUUGGAUCCAUCUCCCAGGACAUUGCAGUCAGCCUUCGCCCCUUCAUUGAUGACGAGAGGGGCAGUGUGCGCUCCGCUGCCAUUUUACUGCUUGGCAACGUGGUGAGCAGCGUGAAGGACCCAGACAAACCCAUCGUGCAGCAGAAAAUGAUCCACUGCUUGCUCCCGCUCCUGCUGCACCUUGAAGACCGGGAUGAGAGUGUGACACUGAGAUGCAAACUGACGCUCUUCCGCUGCGCAGUGUUUCUCAGGUGGGCUCAUUUGAAGAUGCUGUUCCGCAGCAUGGCCUGGGAUGGCUCCACACAGCUCAUGAAGUGUGCCUGGAAGUGCUUGAUGCAGAACAACAAGAGCCACAUCCCCAAAUUCCUGUUCCAGGCCUUAGAGUACCUGGAAAGCUCACAGACAACAAUCAGACAUUCUGCAGCCCUGUUCAUUGGAAAUACUAUCCACCAUUACUGUGACUUGUUGUCUGAAACAGUGACUGAAGAUGGCAUCUCCCGCCUGUAUGAAGCUUUUCAGGAAGUGCCUUUGACAUGUGACAGGACCACAGGGCACAUCCUCAAUAGAUAUUACAAAUGGCUGCAGAAGCUUGGAAAUCUCAUGUCGGGUUCCGCAUUCGACUAGGGAACCGGGACCGACACAGAAGACCUCUUUGUCCUGCUAUGAGGCUAACAGGAGCCAACUGAGCCCACCACUGAUCACAUCUCUUGGGAGACGCCAAAGCAGCUGUUGCAUGGGAAGGAGGAGAGAGAAGAGGCAGAGCAGGAUGUGCCGGGGUGCACCAGGCACACAUAACCUCACAGUCUAGGCGGUGGAAGCCAAGCCCCUCCCCAACCCUGCCGGACAUGCUACAACUGGAGCACCAGUGUGACAGGGAGCAGCUCAGCUCAGUCUAGGCAGAUGCCGAAAAUGGAGGAUGCACAUUGUAGGCUCCAGUCCAGAAGCAGCUGAAGCCCCUGACUGCAGAGCCCCGAGGUGCUGAGACCCAACCCCAUCCCCAGGUGCCUGCAGACGUGCAAGGGAGCUCGGAGUCUCUGGGAGAUUCCCACGCCGGGAGCCCAGAGACCCCCAGCCCAUGGCCUAGAGACAUCUCGUAGGAAGUAACCUGGGAGAACUAGCCACCGUCAUGCUGACGUCAGAUGUUCUGGCUGGAU